Molecule: messenger RNA, 4599 nt
Organism: Carcharodon carcharias (great white shark)
Lineage: Eukaryota; Metazoa; Chordata; Chondrichthyes; Lamniformes; Lamnidae
Gene: rapgef4a
Product: Rap guanine nucleotide exchange factor 4a
Exons: 32
Coding region: 30-3182 (1050 amino acids)
Biological process (GO): Ras protein signal transduction; positive regulation of GTPase activity
Cellular component (GO): plasma membrane
Molecular function (GO): guanyl-nucleotide exchange factor activity
Source: RefSeq, a predicted model, not a curated record
GCUGAGAAGUGUUUGCAGCUGCUGAGCCCAUGAUCUCCCCAGCUAUGGUAGCUGUCCAUACCUCGUCCCAAUCCUCAGCAUCUACAGAAUGGAUCGCAUGCCUGGAUAAAAGACCUGCUGAACGUUCUAGUGAAGAUGUUGAUAUUAUAUUUACGCGGUUAAAAGAAGUGAAGGCAUUUGAGAAAUUUCAUCCCAACCUCUUGUACCAGAUCUGCUUGUGUGGGUACUAUGAAAACCUGGAGAAAGGUGUGACAUUGUUUCGACAAGGAGACAUUGGGACAAGUUGGUAUGCUGUACUUGCUGGAUCUUUGGAUGUUAAAGUGUCAGAAACAGCCAACCAACAGGAUGCUGUUGUGCUUUGUACUCUGGGAAUUGGAACAGCUUUUGGAGAAUCAAUUCUGGACAACACUCCUCGCCAUGCUACAAUUGUUACCAAAGAAUACAGUGAGCUUCUUCGGAUUGAACAGAAAGACUUCAAAACACUUUGGGAGAAACAUCGACAGUAUAUGGCAGAGCACUUGGUCCCUCCCUAUGGUGUUAUGGAAACCGCAUCCAGUAAUGACAGAAUUCCUGAAAAGGAGAAUAUGAGCAACAAUGCACUAUGUUCUGGGUCAAAAAGCAAGACACCAGUCAUUGAAAAUCGUGUCCCUCUGCAUCCUGUUAAAACCAUUACCCAGGUUCCAUCUGAAAUAAUCCCUAGAGCUGGAAAGAUUCUACGCAAUGCAAUACUGUCUCAAGCACCUCACAUGAUAAGAGAUCGGAAAUACCAUUUGAAAACCUAUAAACAAUGUUGUGUUGGCACAGAAUUAGUGGACUGGAUGAUACAGCAGACACCUUGUGUCCAUUCCCGCACACAGGCUGUAGGCAUGUGGCAGGUGCUGCUUGAGGAAGGAGUCAUGAACCAUGUGGACCAUGAGCACAAUUUCCAGGACAAGUAUCUGUUUUAUCGUUUCCUGGAUGAUGAACAGGAGGAAGUCCUUGCACCCACAGAUGAGGAGAAAAAAGAGUAUGAGGAGGAACUACAGGAAACCAUGCUUCUGCUUUCUCAGAUUGGGCCAGAUGCCCAUAUGAGAAUGGUUUUACGAAAACCGCCAGGCCAGAGGACAGUUGAUGAUUUAGAAAUCAUAUAUGAAGAGUUGUUACAUAUUAAUGCCUUGUCUCGGCUUUCUACCACAGUAAAGCGAGAGCUUGCUGGUGUUUUGAUAUUUGAAUCUCAUGCCAAAGCGGGAACAGUUUUGUUUAAUCAAGGAGAAGAGGGCACUUCAUGGUAUAUUAUCCUCAAGGGCACAGUGAAUGUUGUUAUCUAUGGCAAGGGAGUAGUCUGUACAUUACAUGAAGGAGAUGAUUUUGGGAAGUUGGCUCUGGUGAACAAUGCUCCAAGAGCAGCCUCCAUAGUGCUUCGUGAAGAUAAUUGUCAUUUUCUACGGGUCGAUAAAGAAGAUUUUAACAGAAUCCUUCGAGAUGUUGAGGCUAACAAAGUAAGACUUAAAGAGCAUGGAAAAGACGUGUUGGUUUUGGAGAAGAUCCCAAUGGGUAACAAAACCUCCAAUCAGGGAAGCACACAGAUACAAUACAAAUACACUGUGAUGGCAGGAACUCCUGAAAAAAUAUUAGAACACUUUCUGGAAACUAUACGCCCUGAUUUGCCUGCAAAUGAAACAACAGGUGUUCCUCCACCAUGGUCACUGACUGAGAGGAAGGGUGAGGUUUUUUUGACAGAUCCUUGCCUUGAUGACUUUGUUCUGAUGCACUGCAUUUUUAUGCCACACAGCCAGCUUUUCCCAGCUGUAAUGGCUCAUUACCAUGCAGAAGCAAUGCAAGGCACAGAACAGGAAAAAAUGGACUAUGCUCUCAAUAACAAGAGACGGGUCAUCCGCCUUGUCUUACACUGGGCAAAUGUAUAUGCAGAUCUCUUACAAGAGGAAGACAUUGCAAUAGCAUUUCUUGAAGAGUUCUAUGUGUCCGUGUCAGAUGACUCAAGAAUGAUUCCUGCUCUGAAGGAACAGAUCCCAGAAUUAGAGAAACUGGUAAAACAGAACUCAGAAGAAGGAAAUGGCAAGACUUCACAAAAAAAGCACAAAGUUAUUUUGCGCCAGUUUAGCGUUGGUGAGGAUAGACUCCAAAAGCGACAACCAAUAAGAAGUAUGGAUGAAAUUCUCUUUAAGGUUUACUGCAUUGAUCAUACUUACACCACAAUCCGAGUCCUUGUGGCAGCUUCAGUAAAGGAGGUCAUCAGUGCUGUAAAAGACAAGCUUGGAUCAACGGAAGACCUAGUUCUUGUGAGAAUGAGCUCAGCUGGAGAAAAAGUGGUGCUGAAGCCAAAUGAAGUUUCAGUUUUUACAAUACCAAAUGUAAAUGGACGCUUGUUUGUCUGUCCAAGGGAACAAUUUGAUUCUCUGACGCCGCUGCCAGAUCAGGAAGGUCCAUCUACUGGAACUAUGGCAACUUUUGAAUUGAUGAGUUCCAAAGAUUUAGCCUACCAGAUGACGAUUUAUGACUGGGAAUUAUUCAAUUGUGUAUAUGAGCUGGAAUUAAUUUAUCACACGUUUGGAAGGCAUAAUUUCAAGAAAACCACUGCCAACUUGGACCUGUUUCUGCGACGAUUCAAUGAAAUUCAGUUCUGGGUGGUAACAGAAAUCUGCCUAUGUUCUCAGCUCAGUAAGAGAGUGCAGCUUUUGAAGAAGUUUAUCAAGAUUGCAGCUCAUUGCAAAGAAUAUAGAAAUUUGAACUCAUUUUUUGCUCUGGUAAUGGGACUGAGCAAUGUAGCUGUGAGCCGCCUCUCUCAGACCUGGGAGAAACUUCCUAGUAAAUUCAAGAAAAUCUAUUCAGAAUUUGAAAGCUUGAUGGAUCCUUCCAGGAACCAUAGGGCAUACAGACUUACAGUAGCUAAACUGGAGCCACCAAUCAUUCCCUUCAUGCCUUUACUUAUAAAAGACAUGACAUUUACCCAUGAAGGCAACAAAACAUUCAGUGAUCAGCUUGUCAAUUUUGAAAAAAUGCAUAUGAUUGGCAACACAGUGCGGACAGCCAGACACUGCAGAAGUCAGCCUUUUAAUCCAGAUUCAUCACUUACAAACAAGAACCAUCAAGAUGUCCGUGCAUAUGUUCGACAGCUUAAUGUAAUCGACAAUCAGAGGACUUUAUCACAGUUGUCUCACAGGUUGGAGCCACGCCGAUCCUAAUAAUUUUUCACUAUUGCACUGCCAUAAAAGAAAAUAUUUAUUGUAUUUCAGCACAAUGGGCAUUUGGUGGUUUGCAGUGUUAAGAAUAAUUAUUAUUGAAAAAGGGCAGUAUUGUAACUGCCUUCAACUCAGAGGAAGACCUUUCUGAAUUGGAAUUGACUUUAGCCCCGUGUUACAACAAUUAUGCCUGCCUCUUCCAAGAUUUGGAAUACAUACUGUGUUUCACAAAGACCAAAAUAUCCUCGACGUCUUAUUAUGUAUUGAUAGUUAAAAGGAGAAAGUAGGGUUUUCUUUUUUGCAGAUUCUUUUAUCUACAAUGCAGAAGAAUUUGUGCCAAGAAUUGCCCUAUAUGUAUUUAAGCACACUGAUGAGAUGGUCCUUCAAUCUAUUAAACAGUUUACAUUUAUUCAGAUCCUCUAAGCAGGUUGUUUUGUUUUAAGAUGAUGGCACAAAAUAUUUGAUAUUUUUACCAAUUGAUGCUUCUUUUUAAAAGGUGUUUCUAAACUUUCCACAUUAUAUUUAAACUGGGAAAAUAGCACAAUCUGCACAACAUAAAAUUGAUGAAGUAUUCCAAUAUUUCUUGUAACUUCAUUGUUUUCAAUUAUCAGCAAGCUUUAGACAUUUCAUCCAUAUAUUGUUUAAUUGUGACCUAACAUAGGCAUUUCAUGUUUGCUUGGAAGGUGCUUUCUUCAGAAUGUUAGUUGCUCCAUGCACCCUCAACAGCAUGGUGCAGGAGCCUGCUGCUCUUAUCAGUAUUACAUUAUUUUAAUUAAGCGCUACCCAACUUUCACCCAACUAACAAACCUUGGGCACCCCAUUGACACCAGAGUUUUAUUAUUCAACUUUUGCUUAAAAAUGAAUUUCAAAUACAUAAAAUUGAAUUUAGAAGUUGCAAGAUAUAUGUCCAGAAUGCGCCAGACUUAAUUUCUGAAAUUUCAAUCACUCUCCCCAAUCCCAAUACCUCCACCACCCCCGGAACCAUGUCCUCGGACAGCUGAAAAUUUUAUUAAACAUUACGUUAUUGUGACAGCACACACUUUCGGAAAUCUGUGGGAAACCCUGAAUGCCGAUUAUUUGUUUUAGCACUAUUAAGCAAGUGUAAAUAGUAAAAAAAAAAGCUUGCUUAAUGCAUUUGUCAGUGACAGUUCUAUAACUGAUACGGUGCCAAAAGUAUUGCUUAUUUUAUUUAUUACAUUUUAAUUUAUGUCUGUUUAAAGUUUGGUCUACAAAACUAUUACAUUAAAUUACAUUUUUGGUAUAGAGUUCAAUUUUUCACUGCCUUGUAUUCAUUGUCUAUAAAUAACGUUAUAAAAUGUACAGUAAAUGUCUCUAAUGUUAGCACGAAUAAAACAAAUGUUGCAUUGUACACAGUAUGGUAUGUUGGCCCAAAUCAAAUAAAAAUUAAGCUGUUUCUACA